This is a messenger RNA of Brassica napus (rape), 2325 nucleotides long. RefSeq names its product nucleobase-ascorbate transporter 5-like. Gene Ontology annotation, molecular function: transmembrane transporter activity. Gene Ontology annotation, cellular component: membrane; plasmodesma. The transcript is spliced from 13 exons. The record is from RefSeq and is a predicted model, not a curated record. Gene Ontology annotation, biological process: transmembrane transport. Lineage: Eukaryota; Viridiplantae; Streptophyta; Magnoliopsida; Brassicales; Brassicaceae. The coding region runs from base 461 to 2050 and encodes 529 amino acids.
UGUCAUUCAUUCAUUCAUUUUCAAAAAUUCUAAUGACAUUAAUUAAGAGUAAGACAGGUAGGAGGUUGUUUUCGUGCUUACAUCAGUCGGUGCACAAGUAACGGAGAUAAAAGGAAACGAAAACCGGAGACUGAGCAAAGCACACCUGUCUCUCUCUCUUCACUCUUUCUUCCUCAAGCUUCUUCUUCUUUGCUCUCUCUCUCUCUCGUCUUUCUUCUCUUCCUCAUCAAGAAACCCUUUUGCAGCAAUUACGUAAAAUCUCUCUCUCUCUCUCUCUCUCUCUCUCUCUUCAAACAGUGUCCCUUAGUUAGCUCAAAACGACUUCUUUUUCCUGGAUUCCUUUUUUCGGUUUCGCCUUAACCACAAACAUCGUGGCUUUUGCUUCUUCUGCGAUUUGGUUUCCAGGUUUUGUGAAAGUUUUGUUUAGUGUUUUUUAAAUUUCGCUGCAGAGCUUAAGAAUAUGUCAGCUCCGGCACCAAAAGCGUCUGAGCCACAACCACAUCCUCCAAAAGAACAGCUUCCAGAUAUCUCUUAUUGCAUCACUAGCCCUCCUCCAUGGCCUGAAGCUAUUCUGCUUGGGUUUCAACACUACCUUGUAAUGCUCGGAACAACCGUUCUGAUUCCAUCGGCUCUUGUUCCACAAAUGGGAGGUAGAAAUGAAGAGAAGGCGAAGCUGAUUCAGACAAUACUCUUUGUAGCUGGAAUAAACACGCUGCUCCAAACAGUGUUUGGAACUAGAUUGCCUGCUAUUAUUGGAGCAUCUUAUACAUUUGUGCCAGUUACAAUCUCAAUCAUGCUUUCCGGGAGAUUCAACGACGUUGCUGAUCCAGUUGAUCGCUUUACGAGGAUCAUUCGAGCAACACAAGGUGCUCUAAUUGUUGCUUCAACUCUUCAGAUUAUACUUGGCUUCAGUGGCCUUUGGCGUAAUGUUGUAAGGUUCUUAAGUCCUCUUUCCGCUGCUCCGCUGGUUGGACUAGUUGGUUUUGGCCUGUACGAGUUAGGCUUUCCCGGUGUUGCUAAGUGUAUCGAGAUUGGACUGCCGGGGCUUAUCAUUCUUAUACUUAUAUCACAUUACACGCCACAUGUUAUGAAGGGAGGAAAACAUGUGUUCGCUCGCUAUGCAGUCAUAUUUACUGUGGCGAUAGUUUGGCUUUAUGCUUUCUUUCUUACAAUUGGUGGUGCCUAUAAUGGUGACAAAACAGAUACUCAAAGAAGCUGCCGAACUGAUCGUGCUGGGCUUAUUGGUGCUGCUCCAUGGAUAAGAGUUCCAUGGCCGUUCCAAUGGGGAACACCAUUAUUUGAUGCCGGUGAAUCCUUUGCCAUGAUGAUGGCUUCUUUUGUUGCUCUUGUUGAGUCAACAGGCGCUUUUAUUGCCGUCUCAAGAUAUGCUAGUGCCACCAUGCCGCCACCUUCUGUUAUCAGCCGCGGUGUUGGUUGGCAGGGAGUUGCAAUUUUGAUCUCAGGGUUGUUUGGAACUGGCAUAGGCUCUUCAGUUUCUGUCGAGAAUGCUGGUCUUAUAGCACUUACAAAAGUCGGUAGCAGAAGAGUUGUCCAAAUAUCUGCCGGAUUUAUGAUAUUCUUCUCAAUUCUUGGGAAGUUUGGGGCAGUGUUUGCAUCAAUACCUGCUCCUAUUGUUGCGGCCUUGUUCUGUCUCUUCUUCGCGUAUGUAGGUGCUGGAGGACUAAGUUUGCUGCAGUACUGCAACCUUAAUAGCUUCAGGACGUUGUUCAUUUUGGGCUUCUCAAUCUUCCUAGGCUUAUCUAUUCCACAGUAUUUCAACGAGCACACAGCCAUUAAAGGCUAUGGUCCAGUUCAUACAGGAGCAAGAUGGUUCAAUGACAUGGUCAAUGUACCCUUCUCAUCCAAGGCCUUUGUGGGAGGAUGUGUGGCUUACUUUUUGGACACGACACUGCACAAAAAUGAUGGUUCGAUCAGGAAAGACCGAGGUAAACAUUGGUGGGACAGAUUCUGGACUUUCAAGGGUGACCCAAGAACCGAAGAGUUCUAUGCUCUUCCUUUUAAUCUCCACAAAUACUUCCCUCCUGCCUGAAAAACUUUCUGUUGGUUUUAUGUGCAAAUUCGGUGAGGAGACCAGAAAACAACUAUAUACUAUAACCCACAGUGUUGGCGAACAUUACUGUGAUGCUUGUUUCUAUGUUUAGAUGUUUUGUAUUAGGAUGAUGAUGGUUUUGUCAAAUCUAGAACAUUGAGUUUGGAUGCAUAAUGUUGCUAUUAACAAUUCGCAUAUCUUUCCCAAAAUUGUCUUUCAGAGGUGAUUUCUUUUGUGAUAUCGCUUACCAAAAAUAAUGUUAUUGUGUUGUUUUA